Molecule: messenger RNA, 3473 nt
Organism: Alosa sapidissima (American shad)
Lineage: Eukaryota; Metazoa; Chordata; Actinopteri; Clupeiformes; Clupeidae
Gene: npr3
Product: natriuretic peptide receptor 3
Exons: 8
Coding region: 304-1836 (510 amino acids)
Biological process (GO): regulation of blood pressure; vasodilation
Cellular component (GO): membrane
Molecular function (GO): peptide hormone binding; natriuretic peptide receptor activity
Source: RefSeq, a predicted model, not a curated record
ACCAGUCUACAGUUACCACAGUUAAACCAGGGGAACUAUCGGAAACACUGCAGAAUCAGAAGAGAAAAUAGACAUUUUUCUAUAUUUGAUCCUGUGACUGCAGUGUCACUGCGAGCAUUGUGUUUGAUUCCUAAAGCGUAAAGAAAAAAAAGGAAUUUUAGUUAGUAACGGAAUCUUUAAAAAAAUAUAUAAUUCCUCCGAAGAAAGGACAUUUUACCUGGAAAAAGGGGGAGAUCAGGAGGCAUUCAAAAACAUAAGUAGUAUUUUGAAAAUUAAUUUAGGACAGUUUUGUUAAGACACACCAUGUCAUGUCUUGUUUCACUCUGUGUUUCACUUUGGCUGGUUGCGCUUGCCGCCAGGACAAGUGCAUCAUCAGAUGAAGACAUCAACGUGUUGGUGGUGCUGCCUGAGAACAACUCCUAUGCCUUCUCCAUCUCAAGAGUUAAACCCGCCAUAGAGUACGCAAAACAGGGUAUUAAAUCCAGAGGAGGGCAGUUCUCCCAACUCAACUUUAACACUAAGUAUGUGAAUUCAGAGUGCGGCAACAAUGCGCUCUUCGCGUUAGUAGACGAGGCGUGCGAUGCGAGGCCGGACCUGAUCUUGGGUCCCGUGUGCGAGUAUGCGGCCGCUGGGGUGUCUAGGGUGGCAUCACAUUGGAACAUCCCGAUGAUCUCAGCAGGUGCCCUGGCCGUCGCCUUCGACAAUAAAAAGCCAGAGUACAUGCAUCUGACUCGAAUAGCCCCAAGUUACACGAAGAUGUCCGAAACGUUUUCUUCUCUGUUUGAACAUUUCGAAUGGAAGAACGCGAUGCUUAUCUUUGACGAUGACAAAGAGGAGAGGAACUGUUACUUUACGAUGGAGGGGGUCUACAAAAUUCUUUCGGCGGAGAGUUACACCAUUGACUAUCACCAUAUACACUCAAAGGAGGAGAGACUCUAUGCUGAUGAAAUCGUCAAAGCCAUACACAGCGAAGUUGUCGUGAUUUGUGCAAAUGGUGACAUUGUGCGGGAAAUCAUGUUAGCAGCCCACCGACGGAGACUGACCAAUGGCAGUUACAUUUUCUUCAACAUUGACCUCUUCAACUCAACUGCAUAUGGAAAUGGCUCGUGGAGGAGAGGCGACAAAUAUGACAAUGAAGCCCGGGCAGCUUACAGAGUCCUGAACACAGUCACUUUGCUGAGGACUGUCAAGCCCGAAUUUGAGAACUUCACCAUUGAGCUGAAGAAGUCGGUCCAAAAGCAAGGGAUUCACGACUGUAAAGACUGCGAUAAUGUCAAUAUGUUCAUGGAGGGCUUCCAUGAUGCUCUGCUGCUUUAUGCCAUUGCACUGCACGAGGCCAAGAAGAGUGGCUACAGCAAGAAAGAUGGUGGCCAGAUCACACACCACAUGUGGAACAGAACAUUUGAAGGCAUUACUGGCCAGGUGUCUAUAGACUUCAAUGGUGACAGAGAAGGAGAUUUCUCAGUCAUGUCAAUGACUGAUUAUGAAGCAGGAACCUAUGAGACCGUGUUGAACUACUAUGGGAUCGACAGAAGCUUCCAUCCACUACUGCCCGCCAGUGACAAGUUCCACUUGCAUGAAAAGCACCGGACUGUUACCACCCAGACAGACACCGUUCAUGCCGACAUGUCAUCAUCAGGUGGACUAGGGGUAUCGGCAGUAACUGGUAUCAUAGUCGGCGCACUUCUUGGCACAGCCUUACUGAUGGCAUUCUAUUUCUUCAGGAAGAAUUACAGGAUAACCAUCGAGCGACGGACGCAACGUGAGGAGUGCAAUGCUGGAAAGCACCGGCAGCUUCGAGAGGAUUCCAUCAGGUCAAACUUCUCUACGGCGUAGAGCGACAUCUCACUCACCCCCCUCCUCCAAAUCCUUUCACCUCCACUACCCAAACCCCCCCCCCCCAAGCACUCCCAUCACCUUGCCUCCCAUUGCCACAGCGCCCAUCUCUGACUCCAGGAAAGUGUGUCUUAGAACGUGACCAAAGACUCAGUGAGAAAGCUGUCAAAAGGAGUCAUGCUAUUUAAAGACAUGCUUCAAAUGUUGUUGAUAUUAUCUCAUGUUUCUUUUCUUGAGUGCAUGCGUGUGUUUGUGACAGAGAGAAUGAGUGUGUGUAAGUGGUGUUUUUUUGUUUGUUUUGUUUUUACUUUCGUAAACUCAGGAAAGUUGUCUUAAUCAAAGAGUGCCAUUUGAAAGGUAUCUCAUCUCUAUUGAAAAAGAAAAAAAAAUAGUGGAGACAUCACCACCCCUGCUAGAUUGUUCUGAAUCUCAGGAGUACCUGUUUUCGCUUCAGUUGUGUAUUAAUCUGGUGCACUAACACAGCAGAUUGAUUUGUAUCCACACUGAUCACAUCUCUCCAAGUGUUUUUGCUUCAUAUAGGCAGUGGCCAUGAUGGGACUGUUCAUUACAUGGAGAAAGGUGUGCCAGACAUUCUAACUGAAAGCAAACAUUUGCUCUUGCAAAUUUUGCAAAGAAUGAAGUUCCAUACAUCUAGAUAUUCCACUACAAGAAAUAUACCUGUAAUUAAGCUUAUUAUAAACAGUGCGCAGAACUCCUAUUUUGUAUUGUUGGUAAAAAUAUUAUGUACCAAAGUGAAAUAUGAGAUCCAGUCACGAAGAAGUACAAAUCAAGAUGCAAGGUUUAUUAGGCUGUAUACAGGAGAGAGGCACACCUGUAGCACAGCGUACUCCAGAAUAUGCGUCUCUGACUUGACACAGAAUCAUCCAGGGUUUAAGUACCCGACAGUAAGAAAUAGAUAAUCACACAGUGACUGUGGCAACGCCAGGAGACAUUCAGUCUACCUUAAUCAAUGACGAAAAUGACUGUUGACGCAGAAUAGACAACAGCAAGUGAUAUCCACUCUGGCGCCUUACAUUAUCAUGUUUAAAAUAACAGUACAGAUAUCACACAGGGUCAUGAUGCAUACGUAGAAUCAUACUUUUAGUGUCAGUAUUUCAUGUUGUGAGCCAUGUGACAGUGACCAAUGGCACAACAAUGGCACAAACUAUGGUCUUAUUGAAGCACCGCCAUUACUUCAACACAGUAUAUAGAAAGGAAACCCAUGAGUGAGAAGACUUCGCUUACAACUGGUUUCAAUUAUUGUGGCUGUCUUUCGAUGAAAACCAGAAAUUUACAGGCAGUUUUUCAGAAGCCUGUUCUAAAAUUCGCCCCAUGUCUUGCCCUGAUUAAAUCAACAGAAAAAAGGGGAUUUCACAAUAGCAAUCAGCUCCAAGGAUCUGAGGUCUCUUUGGGUCAGAGCCGUAACGCUUUGAGUAAUGGACACUCAUAUCACUGUCAGGACGGACCUUGAUUGUCUCUUUGUGCAAAAGCAGUGGGAGUUUCAAGCACACUCGUCACAUUAUUUAUGUGAGGCUUCUGUGUUUUCUGUGGAUCCGAAUAUUUCCUAGAGCUUGUCAGCAUGUAAGGUCUCUGUACAUAUUGCUGCAAUCCAGAUCAGUUUGAGUGUGACCAAUUUC